AUGGCCAUGAUUGAGGGCGGCAAGGCGUGGCCAGGAAACCGCGAGAUGUCCGUCGUUGAUAGCUUGAAGGAGGAGGUCAGAGAGCUGCAGCAAAUUAUCACCAUGAAGGAUCGCAUCAUCCGCAGUUUGGGAGGGCAGCAAAUGCAGGGGCAUUUGAUUGGAGUCAAGGAGGUCGUCGCCAUGAAGGACGACAUCAUUCGCAGGCUCCAGUCUGAGCUGGACGAGCAGAAACGCCUCAGUAGAGGUCCGGAGAGCGACGGGCAGCCCUUCACUGUCUUGCCUGGCCCUCCCAAUGAGGCCUAUGUGCCAGACCAUGGCUCGCCGGUGGAUCGGCGCAUCGCGGACUUCACGAACCACCGCAGGAACUUAGUGCUGUUCAGCCGGCUGCAAUCUGAGGAUGCUGAGGACUACUACCUCUACGGCCAGAUGCUGGUCCGUUGCUGCCUGGAUGAGGCCGGCGCUGUGCUGGUGCAGCUUUGCCAGGCUGGCCCAAGGCGCCGCACAUGGCAAGGCCUGGUGCUUCCUUUGGAGGACUUCGUGCGCCGCUUCGAGGCGCCGACGCACGCCCAGCUGGAGCAGCACUUUCGAGCUGCCUUUCGAGCUGCUCCCCGAGGAUCCGCAAUUCGGACGGUGCCCGUUUGGGAAGCCUGGACGAAGACGGACGAAGACGCCAUGGGUUGUGGCGCGAGCGCGGGGAAGACCAAAAAGCCGCCGGAUCCGCCCGCCGAUGACAAGAGCGAGCAGAAGAAGGCGGACCGCAGCGAGGAUAAGAAGGCGGCCCAGUUAGAGAACAAGGAGUAUGAAGCUCGGAUGCGCUUCCUGGAUCAGGUGCCCCUGAUGAAGCGUCUCCCGCGGGACGAGCACCCCAUCGUGGCGGAAGCCUGCGAAGCGUGCGAGUUCCAGAAUGGGGAUGUGAUCAUCCAACAAGGGGACCCCGGGGACGCGUUCUACGUGAUCCGCUCCGGCGAAGCGCGGGUCUUCGUGCAGACCAACGACGGCCAAGACCAAGUGGCCUCGCUGAAGGGCGGGGACUAUUUUGGAGAGAAUGCCUUGUUGCGGGACGAGCCACGGACCGCCACCAUUAUCGCCUCCAGCCGAUUGCUGGCCUUUAGGAUUAGAAGAGACAAGUUCCAGGAGCUGGGGCUGAACGCCAAGCUCCAGUUUGCCAACCGCAAGGCGGUGGGCGCGGGCAUGAAGGCGGCUGUGAAAUGCAAGCCGCCCACGCCCAAAACGCCGGAGGACGUCGAAAUGAUUACCCUGGCGUUGCAGAAGAACGAGAACCUGGCGACGAUGACGACGCUGGACCCCUCGCGGCUUCAAUCGUUCAUUGAGGUCAUGUGGAAGGAAGAGGUGAAAGCCGGAGAGCGGAUUAUCUCCGAGGGCGACUUACAGGCGGACUACUUCUAUGUGGUCGCCUCCGGACAAUUUGAGGUCAUGGUCUGCGACUCCGACGCUGCGCCCAACGCCUCGGAGAACGCCACGGCGGCCGAGACCGGGGAGGAGUCGCAGUUGCCCCCACCGCCGCCACCGGCGGACGCGCCCCAGAGGACCAUCAGCCAUGUUGCCCAAGGGGGCAGCUUUGGCGAAUUGGCCCUGCUCUACUUUGUGCCGAGGGCAGCGACCGUGGUGGCUUCUACGGAUGCCACGGUGUGGGUGAUCGACCGAAGCAACUUUAAAAACAUCUUGAUGAAGGCCUCGGACUCCAAGAUCAGAGCAUAUGUGAAAUACCUCGACAAAGUCUCUAUUUUGGAUGCUCUGCUGGCGGAAGAGAAGAAGCAAGUGGCAAAUGCUUUGGUCGAGAUGCAUUUUGCCUCCGGAGACAAGAUCAUUCAACAAGGGGAACCGGGAAACAUGUUCUACAUCAUGUAUGAGGGUGAUGUGAACAUCGACAAGGAUGGUGAAGUCGUGGCCACCUUGUCGGCCAAGAGCAAGAGCGGCACUGUGCAUUUUUUCGGGGAGAUGGCCUUGCUGGAGAAUGAGAACCGCACGGCCACGGUGGUUGUCACCUCCUCGGACGCGAAGUGUUUGGUCUUGGACCGGGAGUCCUUCAACCUUUUGCUCGGCCCGUUGAAGGACAUCAUCGAGGCUGCUCGAGAGGGCCGCGAGAGGCCCGAGAGGGUGGUGCCCCAGGCGCAGGGCUGCCUGGCCGAGAAUCGCACCAAGAUCAAGCGAAGCGAGCUGAAGCGCAUCGGGCUGUUGGGCUGCGGAGGCUUUGGCGCGGUGGAGCUCUGGGAACACAGCAAGACGGGACAGACCUUUGCGUUGAAAGCCAUCAGCAAGGGCUACAUUGUGAAGACGGGCAUGCAGGAGAGCAUCAUGAACGAAAAGGCAAUCCUGGCCAUGACCAACUCCCUCUUCAUCACCAAGCUGUACGAGACCUACAAUGGCACCCAGACACUCUAUUUCUUGCUCGAGCCGUGCCUGGGUGGGGAACUUUACUCCACCUAUGUGCGGAAGAGCUUAUACGGCUCUGAGAAGCACUGCAGGUUUUACUCCGCGUGUGUGAUCAAUGCCUUCGAGCAUAUGCACCAGAGGAGGAUCAUUUACAGGGAUCUCAAGCCCGAAAAUCUGCUCUUGACCGAAGAGGGGCACUUGAAGGUGACGGACAUGGGUUUGGCCAAGUUCGUGAUCGGCAAAACCUACACCACCUGUGGCACGCCUGAUUACUUUGCGCCAGAAGUGAUUGCAUCUACAGGUCAUACCAAUGCUGUUGAUUGGUGGACGCUGGGCAUUCUCAUCUUCGAGCUCAUGGCUGGUCACCCUCCCUUUGAAUCGGCCUACCCCAUGCAGAUCUAUGCCAAGGUGACGAAGGGCAUCGGCAAGGUGCCAUUUCCUUCCGUGAUCAAGGGCACCUGUCGGAGCCUCAUCGAGAGCCUCUUGAAGAACGACCCGGUGGAACGCUUGCCGAUGAAGCCCGGCGGCGUGAAGAACCUCAUCGGGCACAAGUGGUUCGAGACCUUCGAUUGGGAAGCACUCUCCGCUCAAGCCCAACUUCCACCUUAUAAGCCGGUGGUGAAAAGUAAGAAGGAUUUACAGAACUUUGUGGCGCGAAAAGAGGACGCCCCAAGGACGAUUGAGUAUGUCGAUCCAGGAACUGGAUGGGACAAAGACUUCGCAACAUCUCACUAA
Durusdinium trenchii is the source of this 3129-nucleotide messenger RNA. The record is from the annotation of a GenBank genome assembly. NCBI's taxonomy places the organism in Eukaryota, Dinophyceae, Suessiales, Symbiodiniaceae.